AUGUAUUGUUUAUUUGUCGACAAACCUUGGCUUAAAUAUCAAUUUACUGAUGUUCACAGAAAAUUGAUAAAAAAGCCUGACGAACUCGAAUGUGAAAUGAAAGAUCCAACAGCAAACAUAGAUAAAAUUGUUUUGGAUAAAACCUUAGGCUCUCUGAUGGGAUUGGCAUUGGGUGAUGCACUUCGUGGUGGAACGUGGGGUCUCGACAAUGGACAGUUUACAGACGAUACUUCAAUGGCUCUAUGCUUAGCAACAUCGUUAAUUGCUCGACGAGAUUUUGUUGCAUACGAUCAAUUGGUACGUUACAAAUGGUGGUAUCAAUAUGGUUACAUGUCAUCAACAGGACAGCGCUUUGAUAUUGACUCAGCGACUAAGCAAUCACUUGUUCGGUUUGCAAAGAAUCAAAAAGAUUUUGCUAACAAAAAUAAUAUUCCUAUUCAAUAUAUGGAUUUCUUAUCAAAUCGUGAUUGUUUGAGAAAAUUUAGUGUGUACUGUAGCGAAGUUGGUGCUGCUGGAAAUGAAGCAUUGAUGCGUCUCGCACCUGUUCCACUUUUCUUCUAUAGAAAUCCUGAAAAUCUGUUGAAUACGCAGGCAUCAGUGGUCAAAUUACUCAUGGUAAUGCCAAAGCCUAUGAUGCGUGCAGAUUUUAUGCAACCCUCAUCAUCGUGGUUCGGGGACAAGGAUCUGCAUCCAGAUAUUCAGAAGAUAGCAGAAGGAUCAUACAAAAAACGAGGAGGAUACCAAGAUGGAAUUCGUGGUGAAGGUUACAUUGCUAAUGCUCUAGAAGCUGCUUUAUGGGCAUUUUGGAGCGAUGAGAACUCAUUUGAGAUAGGUGCACUGAAAGCUGUUAAUCUUGGUGAUGACACAGGCACAACUGCAGCAAUCUACGGACAGCUAGCAGGUGCAUACUAUGGUUUCAAGGAAUUGCCUAGAAAAUGGAUCGAGCAUGUAUAUGCAAAAAGAUUUAUCGAAUGUUUAAGCAAAUGGGUCGUGUACGAAGAAGAAAAUUGGCCACAUAACCAAAUAGGCAAUGAUAACGAUGAUGAUGAUGAUCAAAUUGAAGAUAUGAAUUCGGUAGGACAAACUUCUGAAAACUUACGUCCAAGACGUGAUACAGUAGCAACAUGUGCGUACCACAUUGAAGCUGCAAAUCGUAUUAAUUAUGAUGAUGCAGUUGGCUGCAACCUAAAAAUGCCGCAAAGUUCUCGUAGAGCAUCAACAGACAUCAGUAAUAAUAACAAUGAAGUAUGUGUGACUUCAACACUAGUACAUGCAAGUCAUUCACCUCCUGGUAAAAGUGUUCGCCGAGCCAGUCAUCGUCACAUUUUUGAUGCAUCGUCAUUGAAAUCAACAGAACAUGCAUAA
Messenger RNA from Rotaria socialis, 1365 nucleotides. The record is from the annotation of a GenBank genome assembly. NCBI's taxonomy places the organism in Eukaryota, Metazoa, Rotifera, Eurotatoria, Philodinida, Philodinidae.